UCGAACUUGUGCCGUUUGCCGUUUUCGUUUUUUUGCUUUCGCAGUCGUCGUCAUUAUUAGUUCUAAAACUGUGAAAAAUUCCAAGUGACUGAUGUAAAAGUGAAAAAUAUGGCGAGUCUUGUGGGCGAACAGCAAAUUUCAUCAAAUAACCAAGAAGCUGAACCAGUUCAGAAAGUCGAUAGUCGAGAAGGCAGUGUCGAACGCAAAGUGAGUAAAGACCGUGACGAGAAGCUAAAGUUGGCACGGGAGCGUCAAAAUGAAGAAAGACAAAGGAAAAUCGAAGAGCUAAAGGCGCAAGCGGAAGCGGCGCAACGAUAUCGCGAACAAAAAGAAGAGGAACGUCGCCGCCGCAUAGAGGAGAUACGACAACGCGACACGGAGAAGCGACACCAAGUCGAAGAACGUAAACGCGCCAUAACCGAGGCGGAAAAGGAGCGCCGCGAAUAUAUAUUGCGGAAGAAUCAGGAACGCGAAUCCCGCUUGGAAACAAAGAAAGGUCCGCGCAGUACAGUGGCCUUUGCUUUCGGCUCGUCGACACCUCGCCUAUUGGAGCCCGAUUUUGGACUGGUAUCGCCAAGCACUUAUCUGGGUCAUCGACGGUCGACGUCGAUCUCUAAUGUUACUGGUGCUUCAUUAUCACGUCGUAGUUCUGAACGUGAACUGACCGACAGUGGUGCCAAGAAGCGUGCAACAUCGGCCGGUGGCACGGAUCGGCAUGAAGAUCAUCGUCGUAAGUCAUCAUCCAUGUAUGAAGUUUUCAAUUGGGGAUACUCGAACGAUGAGCCACCCAAACGUUUUUCCCUCUCCAUUGUGGGCAGUGAAAUCAAUAUUGAUGAUCCCCCAGCUGCCACAGCCACAGUCUCGGCAGGCCAUGUACGCACUUAUACUGCUCAUCAUCAGGCACAUCAGCAUCAGCACGGCAACAACAACAACAACCAAAGUAUAACAAAUACAAGUGGGCACAGACAAAAUGUUGCAAUAGACUCUGCAAGAGCAGCUACAGCAGCAGCAGCAGCAACAACAACCACAAGCACAGCUGGCAAAAGCAGUCAAUCGGCUACAGCAGCAACGACAUUUAAUUACUCUAACGAUAGUGUCGAUAGUCAUGCAACACAAAUUGUGUUUAGAAGUGUAGCCCGCAGAAAAACCGAUUUGAUGCCGACAAUACCCAGCCCCAGGGACGGGCAUUACGGUUCCAGAUCGUCGCUGAGCCACACGCCACGCACCCCAGGACGUGCCUUCUCCAUGAGUCGUCUGGAUCAAUUGGCUCAACCGAUACGCCGCAAUGGCGAGCACAUACGCGCCAUACUCGAGCGUGAGCGUCGCGAACAGAUGGAACUGUUGGACGAAACCGAAUCGCUAGGAGGUGGCCGAAGGCGCGGCAGUAAACCACGUCACGGCAGCGGUAGCAGUAGUGCCGGCGGUGGCAGUGGCAGCGGCCCCAUGUCGCGCAGCAUGACACAUCUGGCCAGCGGGCGCGCCAAAUACACACUCAGCAGCAGCAGUCCUGGUGGCGGUGGCGUUGGCGUCAUGUCAAACAGUUUUCGUCCGCUGAGCGGUGGCCAACGUGAUACCACUUGUAAGAGUUUGACACAGUUAAACAAUUCGUGGUCGAGCGCUACACCGCGCUCUACACUGGGCUUACAAACAGCUGCUACUAGAAAGUAUCUGCAAUCAUCAUUAGCUUCAUCACCAUCAGCGAUUGGGACUAAACGCAGCGAGCAGCUACUAAAUCAUCUUACUAACCCCUACCGUUUCGAUCCAAACUCAUUAUUGAUCAUGAAUUCUAGUUUCUCAAUAACAACAGGUUCACGUUCUGGAAAUGUCACCCCAGGCGGCAACAUCAGCACUUCAAGACCGGGUAGUGCAAUGUCCACAUCCACAAAUUUGUCCACAUCUGGUUACGUGGCUAGAAGAUCCGUACCGGCUACACGUAAGCAACGGCCAGCUAGUAUUGCCGGUACUGGCAUGUCGCUGGAGGACCUAAAUAAACACAAAAAAGAUAAUAGGCCGCCAGUGAAGGCCUCAACACCUUCAUCUACGACAACAUCAGCACAAAAUACCCCCAAACGAACAUCAAAUUUGAUGUCAACCUCAAUGAUUGUGUCAUCGUCUACACGUUUGUCUAGCGCUGAGAAGAAAACACCAGCCAAACGGGAGUCAGUGACACCCAAAGCCUCCACACCCAAAUCGCUUUCAAAAACGUCCAGUUCGGAUCGCUUAAACAGAGCUGGCAAGGAUAUUAUGAGUAAAUCGUUAAUCUCACCAUCUCCAAGUCAGACACUUUCACGUAGUGAAAAGGACAAGACGACUACAAUUGAACGUAAAAAAGAGGAGGCACCUGCUCCUCCGGUGCAAAGCAAAGACGAAAAGAAUUCAUUGAAUAUAGCGAAAUCCGAAGCUGAGACUUCGGCCGAAGUAUUGGCUGCACCCAAUGAGCCAGAAGCAGCAAUAGCCGCUGAAGCAGUAAGCUCAGAGCCUGCAGCAAGUACAGCUGAAAGUGUUGAAGCGGUGGUGCCAGAGGCAACUCUUACCGAAACAAAGACGCAGCAGUUGAUCGACACUGAGUCUGUUGAGUUGAAUCAAGUCAGCACUGCUGCUUUGCCGCCAGUGAAGCAAGAGCAGACGGCAGCUGUACAGCCACAGCCCCAACCACAACCACGCUCACAAAACGGCAGCAAAGAGAAUUCAGAAGUGCGUGAACUCACGCCACCAACACAAAAUGGUGAUAAUAAUGAUUUGAUGACCGCCUCAAUGAUCGCCAGAAAUAAGAUCACAACCGAAGAGGAGGCGAAGGCUGCAUUGGCUGAACGUCGUCGUCUGGCACGUGAGGAGGCUGAGCGACAGGCCGAAUUGGAGCGUCAACGCUUGGAGGCCGAACGCCUUGCCGAACUGAAGCGUCAAGAGGAGGAGGCCGAACGCCAGCGCGCUUUCGAAGAGGAAGCCAAUCGUUUGGCUGAGGAACAACGUCGUGCCGAGGAAGAGCGUUUGCGCCAAGCUAUUGAAGAGGCAAAGCAAAAGGAAGAAGAAGAGCGUCGCAAACGUGAAGAGGAAGAGAAGCAACGCCUGCAACGCGAGGAGGCUGAAAAGAAAGCCAAGGAGGAAGCGGAGAAGCAACGCAUUGAGGUUGCCGAACGUCUUAAACGAGAGGAGAAGGAGCGCGAAGAACGACGCAAACGCGUUGAGGCGAUCAUGUCGCGCACACGUAAAGGUGCCAGUGGUGGUGGAAGCGCGACAACACCCAACUCCACGCCAGUAAAGGAAAGCACAACGCCCAAACCGGCAGCUGACAAUUUGCCACAGGAAACACAACAAGAACAAUCCUUUACUACUACAACAACAGCAGUGGCUAAUGCUGUCAGCAGCACUGAUAGUAGCUCCACAUCGGGCUCCACCACGACUGCGACCACACCAAAUCCGCCACAAAACAUUGCUGCAGUAGUGCCCACAGCUGUGGUGACCGUGUUGCCCACAAGUGACAAGGUGGAGCCGCAGAAUACGCAGGCUAUGUACGAGCAAGCUGUAAUUGACAAGGAAGCUGCGCUCAUAAACAGUUUCUCCAAUAUGCUAAUAGAUGAGAAUGCGAAAAAUCUGCAUCAACAGCAACAGCAACAACAUUUCCAGCAACCAACACAAAUUCUCGAGGUGAGCAAUGGAAAAUUGCCAAUAGACAGUGAUGUGCUAUUGCAAAAUACCACAACAGCAACAACAAUAAAUACGACUGCCGUUUCAAACGGCAACGGCCAUCACAUCGAAAAUUUAAACAACAAAAAUGAUAUCAAUAACCUGCAGGAUGCCGUAACACCAGCAACAAAUCAGUUAAUUGAUUUAAGCAUUGAGUCACAAGAUAUCAACAAUGCAGUUAACUUCAACAACAACAACAGUUUGUUAAACACAACAACCGCAACACUAGUCACUGCAGAUAGUCACGAUAAUAAAGAUAUUUCACUACUGUGAGUCUGAGCGUGCUAGCAGCCUGCAAUUAUUGGACGCGCAAACUAAAAACUGCAACAAAGAUAUAAUGCUGUACAACUAUGAGAAUUAGGAGAAAAAAAUCUAUUGAUUGUGGCGCGUUAGCGUUUAUUGAAGUUUUGUGUGUAUGUGCGACAAUUUAUGGUUACUUGACAUUUAAGGCGUAAUUAAUACGAGUUUAACUAAUUUAAAAUUAUAUAUAUAUAAUAUAGAAGAUGCAAAAAAAAUGCUAAAGCCAAGUGCAUAUUAAGAAAAUAUUAGCAAAACAAACACUGCUUAAGCUCAUUUGAUAUAUUUAAAAAAUGUGAAGGAAUGAGAAGCAAAAGCAUGAAAAAAUAAAACCUUUAAUUAGGAUAUAAAUAUUAAAACACAAUAAAUUAUGAUGAAAGGGAAAAGCAUAAAAACUACGGCAAUUGUUCCUCCCGUAACAAAAAAGAAAGCAAAAACUAAGCAUAGUUAGGAGUGAAAAUAUGAAGUAUACAUAAUCCAUUGCUUGAAAAUACAUAUGUAUAUUGUGUAUGCUAAAUCAAGCAAAACAGAAAAACGAGCAAGCGAGCAAAGAAUAUACGAUUAACUGCAUAGUACCGAAAAGCGAAAACUUUCGAAAAGAGCAACGCAUUAAAUUUAUAAAACAUUAAAACUAUUAUAAAAAACGCAUAAUUUCUGCUCCCCGUUAAGCAAAAAAUCAAAAACACCCAAAAACAGCUAUGAAAGCUUAAAAGUUUUCAUAAAAAAAUGGGAAAUUUCCAUAUUGCGCAAGUUCAAGCAGAGUUAAAAAACCUAUGCAAUACAGUCCAUUUAGCUUACAUGCAUAUUCAACCAUAUAAUGGAAGAGAUAUAUUAAGCAAGAGCGUAAAGUAACUAUUUCAGGUAACUAAGGGAACAUUGACACGAUGCGGAAGAGUAUAUAAAUUAAUUAUACCCAAUAUAUUUGCAAAUAUAUUAUACCAAAUUUAAAGCAAUCCUGUACGCAUGCGCCGACGCGCGUGCUAGCCACAGUGCUGCAUACGCUUUAUAAACUGAUUGUAGACUAUGGCUCAUGAGAGUUCUCUUUCUGCGUAAAGCAAAAGCAGUCAGCAAACGCAUAUUUGUAUUGGGCUUUAAAGUAAAACUUGGAUAUGUAUUUUCCGUCUUAUUUUAGUACUUUUUUAUAUUUAUUUCAAAUAUACCCUGUAUGCUGCAAGUGUGUUUGCCUGUGUCACGACAAUAUUUCUUAUUUGCUGUAUGCUGAGAAAUGUGCUAAUAUUUAUUGGUAAUUUUGCACUUGAAGAUAUUGAUUUAAGCCAAGGGCUAAAAAUAUGCAUCUAUAUUUCUUUCUUUAAAGAUAUAUAGGUUAAAUUUAUCUUUUAUCUAGCAAAUGCUUUACACCACCGAUCAAAUUGUUGGGUUUUUAGCUGCUUUUCUCGAUUCGCUCAUUAUAUUUUAAACAAAUUCAUGUUUUCAAAAAGGCUAAGCGCAUUAAUGAUGCGUCACUUUAAAAUAACGGUAUUAAUUCUAACUGUUGAAAUAAUCAAUUGAUUACAAUUUCGUCCUCUUAUAUGAGCAUAUUUAGUAUGGUAAAAGAAAAUAGUAGAUUUUUAGUGUUAGAAUCUGCUAAAUUGGCUUGUACCUUAGGCACCAGACACGUAAGCAGGCAACACUUGGCAGUUAUAUAGUAAGAAGCCAGUUUGGGCAGCCAGUUAAUUAUGCAAAGAAUCGGUGGCUAGACAAAAAACUGUUUAACUGAAAAGUAAAGUGGUAGACGCGCUUUAAAAUAUUAUGAAUCAAAAGAAAA
Molecule: messenger RNA, 5746 nt
Organism: Bactrocera tryoni
Lineage: Eukaryota; Metazoa; Arthropoda; Insecta; Diptera; Tephritidae
Gene: ens
Product: ensconsin
Exons: 15
Coding region: 109-3957 (1282 amino acids)
Biological process (GO): microtubule cytoskeleton organization
Cellular component (GO): microtubule cytoskeleton
Source: RefSeq, a predicted model, not a curated record